CGGUUUUUGGUGUUUUGGGUUGGGAAAAAAAAAAAAAAAAAAGAAAAAAAAGAAAAAAACCAAAAGUUGAUUUAUAGAUUUGCAUAAGAAAUUAUGGAACCCAAACCACCGACCUGAUAACACAUGCCUGAGAGAGACAAACUUUGAAAACCCCAUUGCCGUUUCUCUCUUUCUCUCUCGCUCUCUCUCUCUCUGCAAAGCACCAACAAACAGACAAAAAAGAAAAAAAAGUUGGGAAAUUGGGCCAAAGCCAAACUGAGGUGCUUGUAUGUCGGUUGAAGAAGGCGUUCAUGCUUGGUGAGUGUGAAAAUGCGUUAUUUCUGCCGGAGUGGAAGGCGACCAUGUGAUCUACAACUUUGUUACUGCUGCAUUGGAAUAUCGUGGUGGUAGCACUAGCACCUGAGAGAGAACUCAAACCCGGAAGAAACCAAACAGAGAAAAGCCACAACUUUUGAAGUCUAAUGGCUCAGUUGGUGGCUCGGACCGGUCGUCAUCUUCAGCGCUAUAACGGCGGUUGCCGCCUUGUCGCUGGGUGUAUUCCUUUCAAGUACAGAAAUGCUCUUGAAAAUGGUAAGAGCACUUAUGAGAAGGUUGUUGAGGUACUAAUGAUCAGCUCUACUAGUGGCCCCGGGCUUGUGUUUCCAAAGGGUGGCUGGGAAAAUGAUGAAACCGUAGAGCAAGCAGCGGUGCGAGAAGCUAUAGAAGAAGCCGGUGUUAGAGGAGAAUUAAUGCACUUUUUGGGAUACUACUGUUUUAGUAAGAGCAAAAACCUCCAAGAUGAGUUGUGUCCUGGAGGUGUGUGCAAAGCUGCUAUGUUUGUGUUGCUCGUUGAUGAGGAGCUUCAGUCCUGGCCUGAGCAGAGCACUCGGCAGAGAAGUUGGCUUACCAUACCUGAAGCUACAGAGUGUUGCCGGCAUCCAUGGAUGCGAAAUGCCCUUGAGGAAGGUUUCUCAAAAUGGCAUGCCAAUGAAAUCAUCAUCAGCAAGCCAAAAGAGGAAGAGAACAAUAUAAUUUCCAUCUGAUUUAUCACCACAGCAGGAUUGAUAUAAAAAAAAAGGUCAUCAUCUGUCAUAAGUUGAAGUUGGUUUCUUUCCCUUUUUAAGUGUUAUAGGCAAAUGCAUGUGUGUAUGUUUAGGCGUUUUUCCGGUGCUGUUUGAUGGGAGUUUCUGGGUUUUGUGUAUCACUCAUGUUAUAAUUUGAUAGUUUGUGAGCUAGCUUUUAAAAAUGACGAGAGUGAAAAACAAAAACAAAGUAGAAAACCAAGGGCAAGAAACAGAAUAUGUUCUAAUUUACUUUCUUUAUUGUUCGAAUGGGUGUUGAAUGCGUUAACCGGUUUCAAGAAUGAGAAUAAAUAAAUAAUGCUUGAGAGCAGCCAUACAAAAAAAUUGAGAUUA
This is a messenger RNA of Ziziphus jujuba (common jujube), 1394 nucleotides long. RefSeq names its product nudix hydrolase 16, mitochondrial. Gene Ontology annotation, molecular function: pyrophosphatase activity. The record is from RefSeq and is a predicted model, not a curated record. The transcript has 5 exons. The coding region runs from base 462 to 1022 and encodes 186 amino acids. Gene Ontology annotation, cellular component: nucleus; cytoplasm. Lineage: Eukaryota; Viridiplantae; Streptophyta; Magnoliopsida; Rosales; Rhamnaceae.